AUGAAAAUCACUCUUGCUGCGGUCGUUCUUGCAAGUUGCGGCCUGGUACUUGCAGUUCCCCCGGGUCAGGGCCACGGUGUUUGCAGCAAUCCUCGCCGGUACGAGUGCUCUGGGGGGUAUCACCCGUCCUAUACCCGGAGCAGGCCUUCGAUCACCUACUCGUCAGGUGUACACUCGUUCAGGUCAAGCGUGGCCACGUCUCGCCUGCCUUCCUCGACCAGUACGCCCACAAGCACCACUACAAAAAGGUCGACCACGACAUCCACGACGACCACAACGACCACAACGACCACGACGACCACGACGACCACGACGACCACGACGACCACGACGACCAGCUCUGCACCACCCGCUGUGAUCACAUGUGAGCUGGGCACCGCGUUCGGGUACCAGGAAAGCGAUUCCAACACGCUCAACACCCAAUCCGGGAACGGGUGCAACCGGUGGGGAUGGUAUGAGACACCGACGUUGGCGGAACUGCAAAGCGGCAUCAACGGCAUCCUCUACGUUGGCGCUGGAGGCAAUGACAUCGCAAACGCCAUCAACGUCGGAGAGUGGACGGCGAUCGCCAGUCCCAGCGGUGGCGUGACCGUCACGUACUCGCUCGCCCCUGGGUAUUUCAUCGACGAAGCUCACAUCGACCUGGAUUGUCUCCCCAUCGACACCUGCGCUCCGGGCCAGUAUACAUUCAACUCUGGCGCGCUGCAGAACCUCCCCAUCUACCUCAACCCGACGCCACUCCAGUAUCCGACGUGUUCUGGCGGAUCACAGCCUUAUCUUAUCGUUCAUGGCUCAAUCAACUAUCUUACGACUGCUACGACCUGUGCACCGCCAGUCGCCACGUAG
This is a messenger RNA of Exophiala bonariae, 846 nucleotides long. RefSeq lists its product as uncharacterized. Bases 1 to 846 code for a protein of 281 amino acids. NCBI's taxonomy places the organism in Eukaryota, Fungi, Ascomycota, Eurotiomycetes, Chaetothyriales, Herpotrichiellaceae. The record is from RefSeq and is a predicted model, not a curated record. The transcript has a single exon.